UUCCUAUUCGAUCUCAGGAUGAUAAUGAAGAUUUUAUGCAAGAAUUGGAAAAAUUAACUAUAAGUGAUAGCAAAAUCUGUUUACCAACCACUAAUAAUCUGUCAAAUAAAGUAAUCGAAGCGACUGAAGCAACCAAAGUGACCGAAGCAACUAAAAUGAUUGAAGAAGACAUAGUCGAUAAGGCUGAAACUUCUGAUAAAGAAGAAAAUUAUGAAAAUCAGUUAGAGAAUGGUGAAAUUGUAAAUGAUGAACUACCUGAAUUUGAAUUUGAUAAGCGUACUACUCACCCAGCAGAUGAUUCAUUAGCAAAAUAG
Messenger RNA from Racocetra persica, 314 nucleotides. NCBI's taxonomy places the organism in Eukaryota, Fungi, Glomeromycota, Glomeromycetes, Diversisporales, Gigasporaceae. The record is from the annotation of a GenBank genome assembly.